AUAAAAAAAACAGAAGAAGAAGAAGAAGAAGAAGGUUCUGGUUAGCUAGCUUAAACCGCUAACAUCAUCCCAGCAACUACAAACCUGUUAUGAGCAGUUCAUUGCUGGAGUUGCAAAGCGCAAACAGCCUUAUGGACUUCGUUCAUUUCUCCAUCCGAACCUGUUGACGGGACUGAUGGGACUCUGGACCCGAAGCUUCCGAACCCUCCUAGCAGCCAGGGAGGACUGUGGUAGACAAGAGGACCGAGUCGAGGAGGAGGAGGAGGAGGAGGGUCUGACCGCAGUUUGCAAAGUUCUGCGAUUUGCAGGACUGCAUUCAGAGACAUAAUGGACCGUGGUUCUGAUUCAGGGGUUUAAAGUUUUAUGAUACCUCGGCGUCGAACGUUUGGAAGCUUCGGUUCCGGUCCAUCACUAGCUUACAGCUAGCCGUCAGCAGCAGGUUCUGUGGAGACAUGGCUGUUUUCAACCCCAGCGAUCAUCGGAACAUGUCAAAUGUUCAGCACACAGUGCAGAUUAAAGAGGAAGCUCCUGAAGACCAGAGUCCUGGUGUGGACCAGCAGGACCCAGAGCCCCUCCACAUAAAGGAGGAAGAGGAGGAGCUCUGGGACAGUGUGGAGGAAGAGCAGCUCAACGUGAUCGUGGUGUUUCCUCUGAAGAGCGAGGAUGAUGAGGAGGAGGCACUGUCCUCACAGCUUCAUCAGCACCAAGUGGAAAACAGAGACGUUCCAACCAGCAGCUCAGCUGACCUGAUGACUGGAGAAGCUGAUGGAGGAGCAGAAACCUGCAGGAACUCAGGUCUAAACCCUCAUGGAGACACUUCCAGCUCCUCAGUGAAUGAAGUCAGUGAGGAUGAAGAAGAGGAUGAGGAUGGAGACAAUCAUGUGAAACCUUUAUCAGAGUCUGAAUCAACAAAUGAAGACAGUAAAAAAGACUGGAAGGAGAGCAGAGCUCCUGAGUCAGGUGGAAACAAACCGUUCAGCUGCUCUGAGUGUGGGAAACGAUUUGUCCACAAUCGCUCUCUUCAGCGACACCUGAGCUGUCACUCAGCAGGAAGCUGUUUGGGUCAUGGAGAGAAGAGACGUGUAGAGUCACACAGAAAAGAAGAAAGAGGAUUAAAACCAUUCAGUUGUGAUGAAUGUGAAAAAAGAUUUAACAGUAAUACGAAACUAAUUGUACACAUGAGAGUUCACACAGGAGAGAAACCAUUUAAUUGUGACGUUUGUGGACGAGGGUUCAGCCAAAAGGCACAUUUAAAUACUCACAUGAACGUUCACACAGGCGAGAAAGAAUUCGGUUGUGAUGUUUGUGGACAAAGAUUUAAUCGAAAAACAAAUUUAAACACGCACAUGAGAGUCCACUCCGAACAGAAACUGUUUCAGUGUGACGUCUGCGGACAAACAUUCAGACAAAAGACCAAUUUAAACGCACACAUGAGCAUCCACACGGGAGAGAAGCCGUUCGAGUGCGAGUUUUGUGCGCAAAGGUUUAGCCAAAAGGCGUAUUUGAACGUGCACAUCAGAGUCCACACAGGACAGAAACCGUUUGAAUGUGAGGUCUGCGGGCAGCGGUUUACGCAAAAAACAACUCUGAACUCUCACGCGAAGAUCCACACGGGACAGAAGUCGUUCGUCUGCGACGCUUGUGGACACAAAUUCAGACAAAGGAAAGAUUUGAACUCGCACAUACGCACCCACACGGGACAGAGACCCUUCGCUUGCGAGGUCUGUAAGAAAAGAUUCAGCCAAAAGACGACGCUGAACAGACACAUCAAAGUCCACACGGGACAGAAGGACUACGUCUGUGAGGGCUGCGGACGAAAGUUCAGCACCAAACAAAAUUUGAACACGCACAUGAGGAGCCACACGGGGAGAGGAGAUGGUUCAGCUGUGAAAUCUGAACCGAGUCCGACAGAAAACCAGGACUGAAGAGAAACUACAUGGUUGCAGGUUGUUGGGAAUAACCAGGUUUCUGUUUGUAAACCCACUUUUCUCCUGUUCUGGUGCUUUUUGAUUUUAGACUUUGUUCUUACAGGUCCAACACACAAACUGUAGUACUAAAAGAUCAAAUAUAUAAUCUAUGGCUACGUUCACACUGCAGGCAAAUCCAACCCAAAUCCGAUUUUUUUGACCCAUC
Molecule: messenger RNA, 2133 nt
Organism: Austrofundulus limnaeus
Lineage: Eukaryota; Metazoa; Chordata; Actinopteri; Cyprinodontiformes; Rivulidae
Product: gastrula zinc finger protein XlCGF57.1
Exons: 2
Coding region: 453-1925 (490 amino acids)
Biological process (GO): regulation of transcription by RNA polymerase II
Cellular component (GO): nucleus
Molecular function (GO): DNA-binding transcription factor activity, RNA polymerase II-specific
Source: RefSeq, a predicted model, not a curated record